This is a messenger RNA of Arabis nemorensis, 567 nucleotides long. Lineage: Eukaryota; Viridiplantae; Streptophyta; Magnoliopsida; Brassicales; Brassicaceae. The record is from the annotation of a GenBank genome assembly.
AUGCCAUUUUUGAGGAUUGUGAGACUUCUCCUACCAGGGAUCAGGGUCUUGAUUAGAAGAUCGUUAGGUUUGCUACUAUCUCUCCUUAUGGCUUUUGGUGGAUAUAUGUACAGAGGUUGUUUUGGAUGCUGCAAUAAACCACCGCUUAUAGUUGCAGUGGAUGAGCCGUCUAAAGGGUUAAGGAUUCAAGGUCGGUUAGUGAAGAAACCAAGCGUAUCAGACGAUUUCUGGAGCACAAGCACCUGCGAGAUGGAUAACAGCACACUUCCGUCACAGAGAAGCAUGUCUUCUAUCAGCUUCACUAACAACACUGCUACUUCCGCAAGUACAAGCAACCCCACCGAAUUUGUAAACCACGGAUUGAUUCUGUGGAACCAAACUAGGCAACAGUGGCUUGCAAAUGGAACUUCUCAAACAAAGCCCAAACUUCGAGAACCGACAAUAAGCUGGAAUGCAACAUAUGAGAGCUUGUUGGGUAUGAACAAGCGGUUUUCUCGUCCAAUACCUCUUCCUGAAAUGGUGGAUUUUCUUGUGGAUGUGUGGGAGCAAGAGGGCUUGUAUGAUUGA